AUGGAGGCAGCGGUGGCCGAGGCCGGUAAGUCACGUGACUUACUUGUGUUUGGUGCCACUGGCAUCGAGUGGUUGGCAUGGGCCGGCAACGGAUCGUUUGCGCCGCCUGCCGCCAUCGUCCCGCCAUCGCCGCCGCCCGCCACGCCCAUUGUCGACGCAGAGACGCUCGAUGUGGACGGCGACGGCGACGAUGACGUCAUCUACGCCACGCAGAGCCAUGUCUUCCUCGUCAUCAACUCGGCCGGCGGGAGCUCGUGGAGUGCUCCGAGUGUGGUAUUUGUCCCGGUACUCCCCGCGACAGGAAAUCUUGUCAAGUUGGCCGUGACAGAUGUCGAUCAUGAUGGACGUCAUGACCUUGUUAUCGCCACCGCCCGUCACCUCUACCUCGCGUACAACAACGCGUCAACUGGCUCGUUCUCCCUCUCGCUCGUCGCUGACUCGGGCGACGGCAUCAUCGCUCUCGACGUCGUCGAUUGGGACAGAGUCGGCGCGCCGGACGCCGUUUUUGCCACAAGCGACCUCGUUGCGGUCGUCACAGACCUCGCUCCCGGCCGCAGCGCCCGCUCGCUGGCAAACGCCACGGUCGUCGCACCGCCCAAUGUCAUUAGUAGUGUCAUCAACGCCAUGGUCGUCGCCGACUUUACCGGUGACGGCAUGCUCGACGUCGCCGUCUGUGGCAACACCCCAACUGCCGGAUACAUCGUCGUCUUCGCCGCCGCCGCCCCCUCGCCGCAACUAUUCAACACGCUCACGCCUCUCGGCACGGACGUUGCCUUUGUGGCCGCCCACGCCUCGUCGGCCACCUACCUCGACCUGGUCCUCCUCGACGUGCAAGCCAGCACCGUCAAGGUCCUCCGCGGCAAGCCGCCUGUCGACGGCGCGCCGGCCUUUGAACUCGCCCCGCCCAUCGUCUCUGUCGCGUCGUCAUCGCCGUCGUCGGUGCUGGUGGCCGAUGUUGACGACGAUGGCGUGGCCGACGUCAUCGUGACCACAGCCUCUACCGUCGAGUAUACCUCGGGCAUUGCCCUCCGCGGCUCGUGGAGCACCGGUGUCACCGUCGUCGCCUCCCCCGCUGGCACCUUUCCGCCCAAGGGCCUCACUCCGGCCAACUACGACAAUGACGGGCAUCCCGACCUGACCGCCAUCGCCGCCCCGGGCGUCUUUGCCGUCUACCGCUCGUACUUUGUCAGCGGCCAGCUCCUCUUCCACCCGGCGGACGCCGUGUUUACUCCCGGAAGCUCGAUGGGGCCCACGGUCUUUGCCACCGCCGACAUCAACGCCGACGGCCGGUCCGACUUUUUUGUGCCGAGCAACAAUGAGGGCGCAGUCCGGGCUGUCACCUCGCUGGUCUCCAUCCCGGGCACGAACUUGAUCUCCGCCUCGUACGCCCUGCCGCUUGUCGACGUCAACGGCAUCUCGGUUGUUGUCGGCGACUUUAGCGGCGACGGCAUCACCGACAUGGUCACCACCAUGACGGGCCCCCCGAGUCCCGCGCCCCGCGACCAUCUCGCCGUGGCCCAUGGCGUGUCGGGCGACUCCUUUGUCCUCACCUCGACCAUCGACGUCGCGGCGCUGCAUCCAAUCGCCGCCGUCUUUGCCGACGACGUCACCGCCGACGGCAUCACCGACCUCGUCGUCCUCAACAGCGGCUCCUAUUUCAUCCACCUCAUCGAAGGCCUCGGCAACGCCACCUUCCGCAGCGUCCUCAAGCCCAUGGUCAUCGGUACCGCCGUCAUCAGCAACGUUGUCGUUGUCGACGUCGACAACGACGGCGCCGCCGACGUCGUCUACUCCACCGACCGGCUCCACAUCUGCUUCUCCCGCAACGGCGGCGCGUACUUUGACAUUACGCCCGUCGAGGCAACGACCGGGGUCGCCGCCGCCGUCGUGGCAGACAUCUCCGGCAACGGCCUCGUCGACCUCGUCGCCGCUCUCGCCACCGAGGUCAUCACAGCGUACCAGCUCGCGCCGGGCGUCUUCCUCCCGUCCGUCACCGUCAGCUAUGCCUCGACCCACUCCCCGGUCAGCGCCACUCUGCUCGACGUCAGCGGCGACGGGGCGGCCGACCUGGUGUUCAGCAACACGGGCAAUGCCAUCCACGCGCUGGCGUGGCAACCCGGCGGCCUGGCGCCGGCCGCCGGCGUCACACUUGUCGCCGACUGCCUCUCCUUUACCAUCACCGAGUGCUUCAUCACGCCACUGACGCGCGUCUCACGCUGCACGCCGACGACCAUCCUCCUCCCGCCGGGCAAGUACACCGGCUGCCCGUCGACCCACAUCAGCGUGGAGGCCACGACGGUGACCUACGCACCGGCAGGUACGCCCGGCUCGGUCACCAUCGACUGCUCGGCCCACCCCGGCCCGCUCUUUGCCGUCUCGGGCGGCGGCUCGCUCACGCUCCGUGGCCUGGUCGUCCGCGGCCUGGCCUCGCCGCCCGGCGCAGGCGUCGACGUGUCCGUCCCCGGCGCACCGCUGCUCGCCAGCGGGAGCGCAAGCGAGCUCGUCCUCGUGGACACCUCCAUCGAGGAGACGUACUCGAACACCACCGGUGGCGCAGUGGCCGUCCUGGCCGGCGCCGCCGCCACCAUCACCGGCUCCAAUAUCACCUUGGCGUCGGCAAGAGGCUUUGGCGGCGCGGUGUAUGUGGCCAGCGGAGCGGAAGCGACCAUCACCGCCUCCCGCUUUGUCGCCUGCUCAUCGGGAAGCGACGGCGGGGCGGUCGCCGUCUCGGGCACCCUCACCAUGACCGACUCGGCCAUCUUCGGCUCGUCGGCAGACAAUACUGGCGGCGGCAUCGGCGUGCCGGUCGAACUCGCAUCCAUCGGCGCCGUCGUGGCUGUCAACGGCAGCACCAUCGCCAACUGCACGGCCGCCAGCGGCGGCGGCAUCGGAGCCAUCCUCACCGCUAUCACCGUCACCGACUCGACCAUCACCGGGUGCUCGGCUGAGGUGGCAGGCGGGGCCAUCUUCCAGCGGCUCUCCGGCAACGAGUUGCCACUGGUCAUCACUGGCUCGACGCUCAGCCGCAGCAGCGCCGGGUACAGCGGCGGGUGCGUGAUGUCGAUGACGACCACGGUCGUGACCGACUCCGUCUUUGACCGGUGCGUGACCGACGGGAGCGGCGGUGCCAUGAUGCUCAAGCCUGUGUCAGACGACGCCGUCGUCGACUCGGUCCUGGCCGGCGUGACCGUGACGGCGGCGUCGGCCGGUGGCGCAGGCGGCGCCAUCUUUAUCAGCGGGCAGGCAUUCGCAAGCGACGCCGGGCCAGCCGUUGCCGCCAUGGCCGCCGGGGUGUGGCGUCCGACGGCGCUGCCGCUGCCGCCGCCGUUGCUGAGCACGGUCCGCAUCCGCGAUGGGCUGGUCAUCGACGGCGCCGAGUCGGCCACCAUCGGCGGCGGCUUCUUUGUCUGCCAGCUUGACCUCAUCGACGAGAGCACGACGGCGCCGCCGGUGGUGACAGGCACGUCGGCGGUGCUGGCCGGCGGCGUCGGGUUCUUCUGCGACGGCAACGCGCUGCCGUCGGCCGUCGCCGGCGGUGGCGUGCUGGCAAGCGCCCUGGGCACGCUCACCGGCACGCCGUCAGCAGAGGCGCAGCCGUACGGCUCUGGAUGGGCCUCACCGCCGGUGGGCAUGGCGUGGGCCGAUGUCCCGCCGGCGGCGGUCGGCUCGGCCGUUCCGCUCGGCCGCGGCGUGGCCGUCCUCGUCGACGCCUUUGGCACGCCGUGCGUCGACUCGCGGGUCGAGCUCGAGCUCGCCCUCGUCGACGACACUGGCCUGCUCCUCCGCAACGACGCGGUGGUGGCGGCGAGCACGGCCGGGUACGACAUGUCGGCGGUGGGGGUGGCGCUCGACGGCGGGGCGCCGUUUGCAGGGCGGACGGCGGCGGUCGUCCUCAUCGGCCACCUCCCGCCGCUGCCCAUCCGCCCGCUGCUCCACGCUCCGCCUGCGGUCGACCUCGCCGUCGGCCUCUGCCCGCCCGGCUUUGGCUCGGCGUCGGCAGCGUCGGCGGUGCUGGUGUGCGAGCCGUGCCGGCCGGGCGAGACCAAGCCCGGGACGUCGACCGAGGCCUGCGCCCUCGUCCCGGCCUGCCCGGACCACAUGCUGCUGGCCGGCGGCUCGAACGGGUCAUGCGUGUGCGAGGCUGGCUUCUGGGCGCCACCGGGCAAGCCGGCUGCUGCCGGCUGCAGCCCGUGCCCGCCCGGCGGCCGCUGCGCCUCGGGCCUGGCCGCCCCGCUCCCGGCCGCCGGCUUCUACCCGCACCCGUCCGCCGUCCACGUCUUUCUCCGCUGCCGCCGCCCGCGCGCCUGCCCCGGCGGCUCGGCCACCGUCCCGUGCGCGCCCACCGCCUCGGGCUUUCUCUGCAACACCUGCGCGCCCGCCCACUACACCGCGCCCGACGGCGAGUGCGCCCGCUGCCCGCCGUGGGCGCCAGCUCUCCCACUGAUCGUGGUCGUUGCGCUGCUGGCCGCCGCCGCUGCGACAGGCGCCGUGGUCGCCAGGCGCGAGGUCCCGGCCACGGCGGUCGGCGCCGUAGUGGUCGGCGUGCAAGCGGUGGCGCUGUUGGCGCGGGCGCGGCUAGCGUGGCCGACGGGCGCGCAGACGAUGCUGACGGCGCUGGCGGCGGCGGGCAACAGCGACCUGAUUGGCCUUGCCUGGCAGUGCGUGGUUGGCGGCGCCUCGCCGGGCUACCUUGUCUCGCUGAUGGCGGUCCCGCUGGUGGUAGCGAGCGGGGCUGUGGCGGGCGGCGCAGCAGCCGGGUACGCUGCUGGCACUGGCGCAGCCGCUGGCGGGCGCCGAGUGGCUGGCGCCGUCGCGCCUGCCCUCCUCAUCCCACUCCUCCGCCAGGCGGCCGCCGUCUUUGUCUGUCUCCCACUCGCCGACGGCAGCCACGUGGUGGCGGACGAGCCCGGCGUGGCGUGCUUCACCGCCGGCUGGACCGCCGCCGCCGUCUUUGCCGCCAUCGUCACCGCUCCCGCCCUUGCCUACGUCGUCGUCGCCGGUCGGCUGGCAGCCGCGGUGGCGGCUUGCGGAAGCGGGCAGGCAAGCGAGCUGGCACGCCGGCAGGCGGCGGCGUUCCGGCGGGCGUAUGUGGUGCGGGCGGUGGUGGGCGGGCUGACGGCACGGAUGGUCCUCGCGAUCGGCGUCGCCGCCCUCGCCGUCCACCCGCUGGCCAUGCUCAGCGUGGUGGGCGGAGUGGUCUUUGCCGGCGGGCUCUGUCUCGCCGCAGUGCGCCCGCUCUACGUUCCGCGGCACAACGCAAUAGCGCUUCGGGUGGCGCUCGUUGUGCUUGUGGCGGUUCUGCUGGGAGCAGCGGCGUACGCCGAGCGGGCGUCAAAGGCGUCGGACGGCGUGCUCACGGUCGCCGUCGCCGUGCUUGUGGCUGGCCUCGUCAGCCUUGCUGGCCACGGGCUGUACCUCGACUUUGUCCGCACCGCGCCACCGCCGGCGACAGAGCGGCAGAAGACGCUCAUCGCCCUUGUCUCCACCGAGCUCAAGGACGUCGAGGCCGACGCCGAUCUGCUCCGCGCCGCCGGCGCCUUUCUCGCUGCCUUUGACGACAAGGGCAGCCGGACGUAG
This is a messenger RNA of Thecamonas trahens ATCC 50062, 5577 nucleotides long. RefSeq lists its product as uncharacterized. The coding region runs from base 1 to 5577 and encodes 1858 amino acids. The transcript has a single exon. The record is from RefSeq and is a predicted model, not a curated record. Lineage: Eukaryota; Apusomonadida; Apusomonadidae.